AUGAAUCCUAAUUGUCAAAGAGGAAAAUGUUGGUGCAUUUCCUUAAUGUUUUCCAUAGGGGAAAAUGAAGAAUACUAAUUAGCAUGGUGGAAAUGUUGCUACAUUUCCUUAUCCUCUCUCUAGAAAAUAGUGUUAUUACACAAUACUAGUUGGCUUGCACUCAUGGAUGAACACAAUCAUUCUCAAGUAUAGGUUCCAAGCAUUUCAAGUAGUAUGAUCAUUUCCAACUUCUUAUGUAGAAAACUCUAGCAAUCUUGAUGUCAUGCUUCAAUCAGUUUCUUCUUAAGCAAGGUAAAAGCCAGUUUGGCAUCUUAAAAAAGAGAAUAGUUAGUGUUGAAAAUCUUGAAUAAACCUCUAAUAAAAAGGGUUGCACGCCAAGAAAAAUCUUAGCUCAAUAAAUAUCAAGAAUUGGGUGGUCUAACUAGAAAUAAAUUCCAGUUUGAUUCUAUAUGUAUGGACUAUAUAAGCUUUGAAGAUUAGGCUGGAGAAAAGACUGUGAGUGACAUAGGCUUUUACUAAGUUGUCGUUUACACCUAGAACCUAGAUCUGAUUAUGUAAGAAAUUACAGAAAUGCUAAUCUUAAUUGUAACUUACAUAGUUAUGUUAAGACCAGGUCAUUCUCCACAAGGACUAAGUAUUAUCUAUCUAUUCUAUCAGGCUAAUGAUGAGAGAUAAGGACGAGAAUGGAUCAAAAGAUAAAAGAAGAAAUAAAAAAUUAAGGUUGGUACACCAACGUAGAGGAUUAAAGAAAAGAAAUUUUUAUGAAUCCUAACAAAGGAGGUAAAAUGAAAUCUCAAAAUAUAUUUAAUCAUACUUACCUAAAUCUACUUAGUGCUGCCUUGAGUUGAAGCUCAUUUUGAUCGUGUGUACUCACCUGAGAUCUUUGCUAGUCAUCAAGAUUAGGCUAUUUGGUCGGUGCAAAAGAGAAGGGACUUGAUCUAGGGGAAACUCCCAACACAAGGAUAGCCAACUCAGUCUCUAUUAAGCUAGGAGAAAAGAUGUAGAGUCUUACAACCAAUUCACGCUUCAGAUACAAGUCAAAUCGAGGAGAAGUGGAGGACAUCUUUGCUCCUUCUUCCCUUCUAGAUUAUAUCACAGGCCCCCCUCUCUCCUUCCCCCAUAUUCUCCUUUAAAAUGCCAACCAUUGAGAGGAACUCCAAUCACCUGGCCAUGAUUUAAGGGCUGGCAGCUAGAAUACUCCGAUCUACCAUUCAUUUCAUCUUUGCUUCCUGAUCUCUCUCAUCCAAGCAUGUCACAUGCAGACUCCUCAUUUCAUCUUGCGUCCUCUCCUCUUUUAUCUGAUUAGAUCUAGUCCACAUGCUAAAGAAAUAUCAUAAAAGUACUAGAAAUAUCUAAAAAAUCACAGGAAUUUAGCCUUUUGACUUGUAGAAAGCCAAAACUAGACUAACAAUGUCAUAAAAAUUUGGAAAAAUUCUAUAAAAUAGGAUUUUUUUUAUAAAAAUGCGUGGAAAUAGAAAAUAUGCAAUUAAAAUAUGGUAACAUCCUAACUUAUGCAUUCUAAAUUCAUAUAAAGAUGAUAAUUAACUCCCUUUUUAUUGAAUAAUUAGCAUGUUUAUCUGUGAGCUCAUGAUUAAAGAUAAUUGCACAUAGAUUCUCCAUGUCAUAUAAAUAACUUUGCCUGAAAUAAUAUUUAACAUUUUUACUAAUCAUUCUUAUUUUUAUUGAAAUGCCAAUUUUCAAAUGUACACGAUUCCAAUUUUACUUACUAUUUACACCAUUUUUAGUCAAAUAAUGUGUUUCGAUCAAUCUAAUAUGGUGUGGGCAUCAUAUUAGAUUAAAUUCUUUAUAUGUAAACGAGACACCUUGGUUCGUGGAUUUCUAUUUGGAUGAAGAAUAUGAUGUUUAAGUUCACAUAAAUGGAAAUAUUAGUUGGCAGUGCAGGUGAAAGCUAAUUAAAUGCGGUCCCCGAGAGCCGACUGAGAAGCAUCUAUAUUUUCGCCAUAAAUCUCCAUGGGAUUAUCCUACUUUCGGUCAGAGCAUACGAUGCUGUCCUAUCACAGCUUCGCCCUCUUAUUUGUCGAUGCGAUUAUCUCCAUGUGCGUCUGUCUACUUGGCACUACUCGUCAGGAUGAGUACAUAGUCCGUGCAGAUAUUUAUAAGGGGAGAGAGAGAGAGAUGAAACACAUCAUCUAAUUUAUGAAUUUAUUUCUGCUGUGCAGCUGGUAAACAUUAGGGGCAAUGUUCAGACGCGGUUGAGAAAACUUAGUGAAGGGGAGGUCCAUGCAACUCUGUUGGCCUUGGCCGGACUGAAGCGCGGCUUAAUAUGACUGAGAAUGUCACCUCUAUUCUGUCUACAGAGGAAAUGCUCCCAGCGAUUGCACAAGGUGCAAUUGGUAUUGCUUGCAGAGGCGAUGAUGAUAGCAUGGUAUGACAAUAUUAUACCUUGCUUAAACAAUUUCUCUUUCGUUUAUUAUGGUGGUUUGUUUGAUAAUUGUCUCGCUUUCUGGCCAUUUUCUGCCAUGUGGAUGAUCUGGUAUCUAGGAAUUUAAUAUAGUUUCUCUCCCAACGCUCAAAUUCUGGAGGAACAAUUGGAUUACCGAUGACCAAUAUGGUCUCCAGUAUGGGGAAAAAUAUAGGAGAAAUUACAUGAACAAGGCCAAAUGGUCCAGGGAUGGUUGAUUAGUACUCCAAAGAAUUUGAGGAGUGUUCUGUCAUCAUCUUACCAGAAGAACUUGGACAUAUACUUUUGCCCAGAUGAUGAUUUUUUUAGUCCAAUGUAUGGAAUCAUUUGUGUUAGGAAACGAAUUGGAUUAUCCAACUAUGGGCUGAUUCACGAUGAAUCUAUCUUAAGUUUGACUAUUUUUGUAGGAUGUUACGUGCAUGUCUUGGGGGAUCGGAAUUCCCAUCUAAGAUUUAAUUGAGGAAUACAGAAUUCCUCUCUGUAUCCACUGAUUCAUCAUUUCGUGGGUUCAAUGACUUUCAUUUGAUGAGUUAGAAAUAUUUUCUGACCAGAGUGCUGGCGAUCCUUCUCCCAUUAUUCCUCCUCUACAUGUUGUACCGCCCUGAAAAUUCUUCUCGUCUCCUAUUUUUAUUAUUCAAAGCACGCACUCUGGUGUGUCAUUUGAUGGAGGUCUGAACGUGUUUGCUGCAGAUUAAUUAUAUUGCCUCAUUGAACCAUGAGGAGACCCGAUUAGCUGUGGCCUGCGAGAGGGCGUUCCUCACAGAACUGGACGGUUCUUGCCGCACUCCAAUUGCUGGGUAUGCUUACAAGGACGCUGAGGGAUACUGCGUCUUCAGAGGCCUGGUUGCUUCACCGGACGGAACCCGGGGUAAUUAAAUCACGUGACUAUGUAACAAUUUAACCAGGUUUUCAUCUUGGAUCUGGGAAAUUAUAUAUCACUCCUUCUCAUGUUGGCCCCCCCUACUGUUUCUAUUUUCAGUGCUUGAAACCUCGAGGAGAGGUCCUUAUUCUCUUGAUGAUAUGCUUUUGAUGGGCAAAGAUGCUGGGAAGGAGUUGAUUGCCACCGGCGGUCCUGAUUUCUUCAGGUGGUAG
This is a messenger RNA of Spirodela intermedia, 3514 nucleotides long. The record is from the annotation of a GenBank genome assembly. Lineage: Eukaryota; Viridiplantae; Streptophyta; Magnoliopsida; Alismatales; Araceae.